Molecule: messenger RNA, 1929 nt
Organism: Elaeis guineensis (African oil palm)
Lineage: Eukaryota; Viridiplantae; Streptophyta; Magnoliopsida; Arecales; Arecaceae
Source: RefSeq, a predicted model, not a curated record
AGUUGGAAACUGAAGGUGGAAGCCAAUUGACGGCGUCGAACGGAUAAAAAUGCCGAUCGCCUCCUUGCAUCGGAGAGCUCCACUGGUGCUCUGAAAUCCUCUGCUCGCAGUUAUGCUAGGGUCUCUGGUGGUGUCUUGAACCGGAGGAGGAUAUCCCCCCGUGGAAUCCGUCGAUUCCGUUUGGGAUUAAUUUGUGGAGUCCUCCUUUUCGAGCCGACUGGAAUUUGGCUGACUCGAGUUUCUCUUUAUUCUGGAUUUCUGGUUGGCUGCUGAUUGAAGUUGCAUAACAGUACUUUGCUGUUGGUGAAGAUGAGAGCAUUAGCUUGUUCUCUUCGACAAGUUCGGUGUUUAUCUCGGCUUCAUGGGCGAGCGCUUUCGUUGAAUGGUUUGGGAAAAAAUGAGAAAGUUUUAAUUUUGUGCAAUCCGGUGGCAAAUUCUUUGAUCAAUCCUUCUCGCAAGAAAGAAAUCAGCAGAUAUCUGAACCGGACUUUGGUCCUCUGGAGGGCUCUGUCCACUCCUGCGGCAAAUGAAGCAACCAGAGAUGUUGGAAGAGCUGGUCCUUUGCUUGAGUAUGAAAGGAGAAUUGCAUCGGGGGAUCUAGUUGAUGGUGACAGUUGCCAGGUGGGCACCCUUAGAGUACUGCAAAGACUUUAUGAUCAGCUCAUUGAGCAUGAAGAUAGCUGCCGGUUGGAUAGAUACAAAGCAUCUGAGAAAAAUGGGAGGAGCAGGUGGUUAUGGUCGUGUCUAAUUCCCCAAUCUUCAUAUUCACCAGUCAAUGGACUCUACCUUCAUGGAGGAGUAGGCACUGGAAAGACAAUGCUUAUGGACUUGUUUUAUGAUCGAUUGCCAUGUAACUGGAGGAAGAAAAGAAUACACUUUCAUGAUUUUAUGUUGAGUGUACAUAGUCGAUUGCAGAUGCAUAAAGGGGUAGCAGAUCCGCUGGAAGUUGUUGCAGGAGAGAUAUCUGAUGAAUCAGUUCUAUUAUGUCUUGAUGAAUUCAUGGUGACUGAUGUUGCUGAUGCUUUGAUACUGAAUCGUCUUUUUCGACAUUUGUUCAGCAAAGGCAUUGUUCUUGUCGCCACUUCAAAUCGUGCUCCUGAUCAGCUUUAUGAAGGUGGUUUACAGAGGGAUCUAUUCUUGCCCUUCAUCGAAACCUUGAAGGAAAGGUGUGUGGUGCAUGAGAUUGGCUCUUCAAUAGACUAUAGAAAAUUGGGUUCGGCUGAGCAGGGCUUUUACUUUGUUGGAAAGGAGUACUCUGAACUUCUUAAACAGAAGUUCUAUCAGUUGAUUGGACAAGAAAUACCUGGUCCACAAGUUGUGGAAGUUGUUAUGGGAAGACAAUUGCAGGUCCUACUGGGAGCUAAUGGAUGUGCAUAUUUUCCUUUUGAAGAUCUUUGUGACAGACCUUUGGGUGCAGCUGACUACUUUGGAUUGUUUAAAAAAUUUCAUACUCUGGCAUUGGAAGGAGUGCCAAAGUUUGGUCUCCAUAACCGGACUGCAGCUUAUCGGUUUGUCACCUUAGUUGAUGUUAUGUAUGAGAACAGGGCCAGAUUGUUAUGUACAGCUGAGGCAUCACCAAUUGAAUUAUUUGAAAGAAUUGUGACUGUGGAUGAUGCCAAAAAGACGUCUCCUAGAUCUUCUUUGAAGUCAAAGAAAAGGGAUGAUCUUGAUCUUUGCGUGGACAAUGAGCUGGGAUUUGCAAAGGACCGCACAAUUAGCAGAUUAACAGAGAUGAACAGCAAGGAGUAUUUGGAACAGCAUGAUGCCAACUUGCAGGAGAAGUCCCCUGAGGAUGAAGAUGAGAAGGGCGAUGCCUUACAAGCAUCAUAAUUUGUUUUUAACUUAUUAUUUAUAAUGUUCCAUAAUACGAGCCCAUGCUUGUCAAUUCAGGAGAAUGUUCAUUUAAUAAUGCACCAUUAGCUUCAGGUU